CCGGUAGUUUUAAACUAUUUUUGGGAUGACAACUGCACGGAAGGUAGCAUGGCAUCGAUUAUACGACCCACCAUUUAUGGACCAGGAUUUAUGGCACAGGGAGUGUUGAUCACAGACCUCUUCGUCAUCACAGUUGCCAGUGGAUUGCCGAGUGCCCAGUUUUUAGAUGUGAAUGUGAGGGGGAUAUCAACUUAUGGAGAAUACAAAGUUAAAUCGGUUGUUAAGCACCCAAAUUAUUCAGAUGAUUACCAGAAUAAUAUUGCUGUACUUAAACUGAUGCACCCCGUGAUCCGCGAAGGCUUUAUGAAACCGGUCUGCAUACCAAAAUUUUUUUCACAUCAGCAAACGGUCGCAUCAUCGUCCUUCUUUCUAGUGGUUGAUAAUUUGGGAAAUGAAUUUAGGGUUCAAAAGGUGUCCCAAGACGUAUGUUUACUAAAAGAAAAUCAGAUUUGUGUAGAAGAUCGCGACGAAAUUAGUAAGCCCCUUGACAAACCUGGCGAUGUAUUGGCAGUCAAGGUAUCUAUUAAUGAUAGACAAUAUGUGGUACUGUUUGGCAUUGUUAGUCAUUUGUCGAAUGGCAAACCCGUUGUGACCAAUAUUAUGAGAUACACCCAGUGGAUAGGAGAACAGUUAAAGUAA
This is a messenger RNA of Drosophila ficusphila, 639 nucleotides long. RefSeq lists its product as uncharacterized. Lineage: Eukaryota; Metazoa; Arthropoda; Insecta; Diptera; Drosophilidae. The transcript has 4 exons. Bases 49 to 639 code for a protein of 196 amino acids. Gene Ontology annotation, biological process: proteolysis. Gene Ontology annotation, molecular function: serine-type endopeptidase activity. The record is from RefSeq and is a predicted model, not a curated record.